AUGUUCGACAGUGGGAACGAAGGUAAUAAUGAAAAUGUACCACUUUUAAUCGAUCAUCUUUCUCCUACAACAGAAUAUGAUUCCACCGAACCAAGACGUGAAGAAGUAUAUAUGGAUCAAGGUAGAGAAGAGAGUGCCCAUCUGCAUGAAGAGAUUUGUGUGGAACCCACACAGCCAGCAACUAAUGCACCGAAUUCAGUGGUUCAGACUGGUCCAAGUGUUACAUGUCGAGUUUGUUCAACCACAAUUAUUAUUGGAGAAAAAAGUAAUCAGCAUGUCGUGAAAUGUACACAAUGCCAAGAAGCAACACCGAUACGUGCAGCGCCUCCAGGUAAAAAAUAUGUGAGAUGUCCGUGCAAUUGCCUCUUGCUUUGUAGAGCUGCUUCAAAUCGUAUUGCUUGUCCUCGUCGAAAUUGUCAACGAGUAAUUACUUUAAGUGCAACGCAACCUCCUGGCGCGUCGAUUCGUGCACCAGCUGGCACUCAAAGAGUUAACUGUGGUCAUUGUGAUGGUGAAUUUGUCUUUAAUACAAUGAACAAUACUGCUGCGAAAUGUCCACAUUGUAAAAAAGUGUCAUCUGUUGGUGAACCGUAUGCACAUAAUCGUGCUCUUUUAUCCGCUGUUAUUUCAAUUAUUGCUGUGCUAUUUGGAAUCGGUUUUUUGUUGGGAACGUUGCUGUUGGUCAAGAGAAGUUGGAUUUUUUAUGCUUUAUGGGUCAUACCGUUUGUAAUUUCUAGCUUAUUCUUCAUACGUUUUCUUUAUUAUAAGAGGAUGAAAAUAAGUUAUGUAAUAGGUCCAUAUUAA
Dracunculus medinensis (Guinea worm) is the source of this 804-nucleotide messenger RNA. Lineage: Eukaryota; Metazoa; Nematoda; Chromadorea; Rhabditida; Dracunculidae. The record is from the annotation of a GenBank genome assembly.